GUUGGACGUAGACCACAACAUGUUGUUACGCGCGCGCCUCAAGAGCCAACUCAUCCAUCGCAGCAAACCGCUGGACGCCCUCCGCGUCGCCCGCGAUACCACCGACGAUGGCGUCGGCCAGCGUGCCCACUCUGAUGGUUCUAUCAACGAAGGGCACGCCUAAAGCCGAAGCCAAGUUGAAGACCGGGAUGAUGGGCAACACGUCGAGCUUGCCCCAGGACCAGAUGAGCGAAGGGCGGUACACCACCGGUCGUAACUUAUCUGAAUUCUCACUGAGCUUGGCCUCCACGGCUCGUUUGGCGACUAAAUACCUACGAAGCCACUCCGGAGCUACCUUAUCUUCGACGAAGGACCCGCCAGCGACGUCGGGCCACCCGGACUCCGCGCACGACACGAACGCGAACGGUGUGCGAGGUGCAAACGGCAACCGUAGGCGAUUCGCCGUCGCAUCAAUGGCGUUGAAGGCCGUCUGCCGCGUGAUGCGAUCAUAUGUACUUUCCGCACCGGGCACGGAAUUGGAGCCGCUCACGACCUUCGAGAACUGCGUUAAACCCGAGUCCACGUCGAACAACAACCCCACGGCGUGCACGACGGCGUCGGCGUCCUUCACGAACUGCUGGACGUCCUUCGCGUCCGCGGCGUCUCCACUAAUCCAUUCGACGCAGUCUAAGGCGGCGUCGCCCGGCAGCGGGUUCUCGCCUCUUCUGCUUAAUGAAGCGACUUCCCAGCCUCGUUCCACCGCGCGUUUGCAGACCUCUCUUCCUACGUACCCCGACCCGCCGAGGACGCAGAGGCGCUUGGGAGGGGCGGCUGACAUGCUCAUGUGCUGGCGCGUCAGAGCGAAUGCGGCUGGCAAGAGGAUUAAAGCUUUGACAGUCAUGGCGCAGACGUAUGGUGGGGAUGGCUACGUCCUUUUGGGGCACUGUAUGCAAUUCGUGCGUGCCGUUCAGUGCCAAAAUGAGUCUCUGAGCUGGUUAUUUGAGCUGGUGCUUAGCGUA
Messenger RNA from Pelagomonas calceolata, 998 nucleotides. NCBI's taxonomy places the organism in Eukaryota, Pelagophyceae, Pelagomonadales, Pelagomonadaceae. The record is from the annotation of a GenBank genome assembly.